Chenopodium quinoa (quinoa) is the source of this 504-nucleotide messenger RNA. RefSeq lists its product as uncharacterized. NCBI's taxonomy places the organism in Eukaryota, Viridiplantae, Streptophyta, Magnoliopsida, Caryophyllales, Amaranthaceae. The coding region runs from base 1 to 504 and encodes 167 amino acids. The transcript has a single exon. The record is from RefSeq and is a predicted model, not a curated record.
AUGAGACAGAAAUUUCCGAAUGUGAAACAUCGUGACUUUGUUACAAACACGAUCCGAAAUAUAAGUCCAUCUACAUUAUCUCAGGGUUCACCUGCGACAUCACUUUCCUCAGGUACUGUUUACCCUAUAACACAUUUUAUUGAUUCUAACCGGUUUUCUGUGAAGCAUAGAACAUAUAUUGCUGCCAUUACAAGAGGAAAUGAACCCAAAAGUUUUAAGGAGGAUAUGAAACACGAGGGUUGGAGGAAGGCAAUGGCAGAUGAGAUACAGGCACUUAAAGAACAGGGUACUUGGGUACUAGAGAAGCUACCACCGGGUAAAAAGGCACUUGGAAGCAAGUGGGUGUACAAAGAAAAAUACGAUGAGCAUGGGAAUUUGCAGAGAUUUAAAGCAAGAUUAGUCAUCUUUGGCAAUCAUCAGGUUCAAGGAUUAGACUACAACGAAACAUUUGCUCCGGUGGCAAAAAUGGUGACUGUGAGAACCUUUGUUGCAGUAGCUCAGUGA